AGAAAAUACAAACUAAAGAAUUUUGAGAAACAACACAAGACUGAGUGAAUAAAAAAAUCUCACUAUGGCAAGAGCUUGCAAAAAAAAACCAAAUUCCCAGAUUCUCAUCAAUCUUUAUUUUAUUAAUUCCCACCCCCCUCUUGGUUGGAAAUUUCAUCUUCUAUAUCUAAUCUCGUUUUCCACUAGAACGACACUAAACACCCCGCUGAAGAAACAUAGAAGAUCAAAAAGUAAGCGAGUGAAAAUCCCCCCCUCUCUCUCUCUCUCUCUCGCCCUGCUGGGUGCUUCAAUUAUUUUACACUACGAAUCAAUGUUCCGAAAUCGGCCAUACAUUUCGCAUCGGGCUUUUGUUGACGCACAAAGGAACGGCGUGACGGAGCGCGAUAGUCCCCUGCUUUCAUAGGGUACUACAACCACCACCGUGAAAGAUGAAGGGGGGUUGAAAACGCCCGGAGGAGGGAAGAGAAGAUGACGAGGGUGGCGUACAUAGAGAGAGAGAGAGAGAGAGAGUUACGCUUCAUGGAGUCGGAAGUGGCACACGGGGUGGCGGGGGCGGUUAAAGCUCUCUAACGCAUGUGCAGGCGCUUCGCGUCGCGGCGCUCCGCUCCCGUUAUGUUGGAGGCUGUGUUAACCGGCGGACAAAAUUCGCGGAUCAGAGUCGUCGAGUAUCUCUUGUGGAAAGUUUACGUGUGAUCGCGGUCGAGUUUAUAUAAUAUUCGUCGAAUUUAUAUUUUUACCCCAUAUCUCAUCUCCCGCCCCCGCACCUCGAGAAAAUAACCUGAAAAUUAUCAUUUACAUUAUAGUUUUUCUUUUCUCCUUCUUAAUUGAAACCCCGUGAAUCGAAAAGUAUAUUUUCUUCAAGUAAAAAAAAAACACGUGACAAUCAUUUCUUCGGGUAAAGAGAAAUUAAAUCGUAAUUGUCAGAAAUGGUCACAUUUACCCGAUCGGUUAUUGACGAUUUUUAAAUUUGAAAAAAGAAAUAACAAAAUUGAUUUUAAGUGAUAUUAAAGAUGAUAAGAAAUAGAAGGUGAUUUUGUCGAGAGAUAGAGAGGAUUGAAGUGUGAAAAAAGAAACAGCUUCUGGGGAAAAUAAAAAAAAAAAAAAAAAAAAAAAAAAACAGAAGUGAGAGAGAGGAAAAGUGGUGAUGGUGAAUGGGCCCGAAUGUUGCAGGAUUGAUAUUGAGUUGGUGGGGACAAAUGAUUGGUCGAUUGGAGUUUUAUGUGGUGGUGACCUUGAGAGGGGAAGUAGAGGAGAAAUUUGUGCGGUGACUAGGGGUCAGAGAGAAGGUAAAGAGACAGAGGAAGAGGAUAUUGUGGGUGGUUGGAGGUUUCAGCCACGACGGGGCCCAGCGCCGGGGCGGCGACAAGGCCCCCGGUGCAGGGAUACGAGGCUCAGAAAAUCGAGAACGGCGUAGCAACGGCCCUGAAAUCGAAGACGAGACCCACCGCCUCCCCUUUAUCCUGGGGGAGAACCAGGAGUCGACCUCGCCGACGGAGGCGACGGAAAAAGAAGCGACGGAGGUGAGUUUCCCGUAUAUUACAAUUUGGAGGGAGUUUUCUGUUCGAUAAUUUCAGGUGCGGCCUAGCGUCGUCAGCGUGCUGGACAGAAAAGCAAAAGACGUCCAGAGCGGCUCGUCACUUUGAACGAGGAUACCGCACCGAGGGAAAAGAAGAACUCUGACUACAAAUAAAAUUCCCCUGGUGUAUUUUGCAAAAAAAAAAAUUGUUUUUGCACGUAACUUAACGGUUCUGUAGUGCUUCAGUUCUCCUUUUAGUGGGUGAACCAAAGUGUGAUAAUUCCAGUCUCAAAUGAUUAAUAAGUGAUCCCGCGUAACAGUGUGAUAGCUAUUUAUUAUAGUGCAGAAAAGGCAAGAAAGAAUAAAAAAAAAAAGUGUAGUGGUGUAAGUGGUCAGUGUUAUUAGCAAGACAGAGUACAAAAGAAGAAAAAAAAACAAGUGAAGCUAAAAAAGAAAAGUGCGAAGGAGAGAAGAGGUGCGGCUAACCGAGUGACAGUAGCAUGAGUUCGUACUUUGCCAAUUCCUAUAUCCCGGACCUGCGAAAUGGCGGGGUGGACAAUCCCCAUCAGCACCAGCAUCAUUAUGGGGCUGCCGUCCAAGUGCCCCAGCAAAGCCAGUCCGUCACCCAACAGCCCCAACAGGGCGCCGAUCCCUGUGACCCAAGUCUGCUUAGACAGGCUGUGCCAGCCCAUCAUUAUGGAGCCGGUGGACAGCAGGGCAUGCCCUAUCCAAGGUUUCCACCCUACGAUCGAAUGGACAUUAGAAACGCGGCCUACUAUCAACAACAGCAGGAGCACGGCAGUCUCGAUGGCAUGUCCGGCUAUAGGUCGACAUCGCCGAGCUCAGGAAUGGGUCACAUGGGCCAUACGCCAACGCCAAAUGGACAUCCCUCGACACCAAUUGUCUACGCGAGUUGCAAACUCCAAGCGGCUGCGGUGGACCACCAGGGCAGCGUACUUGACGGCCCUGAUAGUCCGCCCCUCGUCGAUUCACAGAUACAUCAUCAGAUGCACACCCAACAUCCACAUAUGCAAACGCAACAGUCACAGCAUCAGCAGCCGCAGCACAAUCCCCAUAUGCAACAGCAACAGCACUUGAUGUAUCAGCAGCAACAGCAACAACAGGCAGGUAGUCAAGCACCUUCGGCUGCAAUGCACGCGCAACAACAAUCGCAAACGCAGCAGCAUCAAGGUGUUGUCGCGUCACCGCUUGGACAACAGCAGCAGAGCAAUCCUCAGGGUGCUGCUUCGGCGAAUCUUCCCAGUCCGUUGUAUCCUUGGAUGAGGAGUCAAUUUGAGAGGAAGCGGGGAAGGCAAACUUAUACCCGAUACCAAACACUGGAGCUGGAAAAGGAAUUUCACUUCAAUAGAUAUCUCACCAGGCGGCGACGUAUCGAGAUCGCGCACGCCCUCUGCCUGACGGAAAGACAGAUAAAAAUCUGGUUCCAAAACAGACGAAUGAAGUGGAAGAAAGAGAAUAAAACGAAGGGCGAGCCCGGCUCUGGUGAUGGUGAAACGGACAUUUCACCACAAACAUCGCCCCAGGGUUGAUGAGAACACUAAAGGAACUAGAAAAACUCUUUUCCCAGAGUUUCCAUAGUCCUAGGGUUUCUCUAAACCUUGUUUCCACUACCUCCUCCCCCGAUGACCUCCAAAUGACCUCCCCCCCAAAAAAAACAGCAAUGACGCUUAUCUUGUCGUGUUAAUCAAGUUGCUCGUACCAAAAAGAAGAUGAUGUCGGACCAGAGGAGAAUCUCAUAUACCAGUCAGAAAAGAGAGGUGUCCAAUUGGAAAUCCAGUCAAAAAAAAAAAAAAAAAAUUUACGGGAAUGCGCAAUUAUACUGA
Messenger RNA from Leptopilina heterotoma, 3360 nucleotides. RefSeq names its product homeotic protein antennapedia-like (gene Antp). NCBI's taxonomy places the organism in Eukaryota, Metazoa, Arthropoda, Insecta, Hymenoptera, Figitidae. Gene Ontology annotation, molecular function: RNA polymerase II cis-regulatory region sequence-specific DNA binding; DNA-binding transcription factor activity, RNA polymerase II-specific. The transcript is spliced from 4 exons. Bases 2017 to 3066 code for a protein of 349 amino acids. Gene Ontology annotation, cellular component: nucleus. The record is from RefSeq and is a predicted model, not a curated record. Gene Ontology annotation, biological process: anterior/posterior pattern specification; negative regulation of transcription by RNA polymerase II.